AUGUUAGAGCCAUCUCAGGCUCUGAGAAGCUCAGGGAGUGGUCUCCUGCGGGUGCCCACAGUCAGGAAUAAACACGGUAGUUGCCAGGAAGUUCAUGACAUUCCGAUUGACGUCAUAAUCAGGGCACUUCCUCCGGUUCUGGAGGAGCAGAAAGUCCAGCGUCUCAUCGAUACAUUGAAGGUAACAGUCCUCCGUCGGCAUUUUUCUCCCGUCGAUGUGUUCUGGAUUAAAGGAACAGAAAGUGGAAAUUAUUUCCACUCUUUUGGAGGAUGUCACCGCUUUGCUGCCUACCAGAGAAUGAAAAGGCAGACUAUCCCUGCCAAAGUCAUCUAAUCAAACAUCUCAAACCUCAGUAUUUACCUGGGCGCUUCAGCACCUGAUCUGCGAUGACCGUGGAGCUGUUAAAAGAAGCAGGAAGGAGAGGACAUUCCCAUGUCCUAUUUCUCUUUGUCGCUUUGGAAUGAUGAUUUCAGACAGUGGCUGCAUAGCAGAUGAUUUUCCAGCAGGGGGCGGCAAAACUCUGCCAUCAAAUGCUUCCAUUUUUACAAUUAAUAUUAUUAGUGUGACGCUAGUUGAACGUUUUGACAAAUUAGUAAUAGCACCAUUAUUGCUAGUGUGCAAGUGACAUAUCACUAUUUAUUCUUAACUGCUAUAAUUAGGGUUGCAAAGCGAGUGUGUUCAGUUUGAAGAGUGGUCUCAAGAGUUUGCAGCAGUCCACAUCCUUACCCAUGUAAAAAAAAACAAUCCCUUGUAAAAAGGGUUGAAAUGAUGCAAUAGUUUCUGAUGUAAUAGUAGAAUUCAAAUACAUAAAGGCUUGUCUAUGACCUAUGACCCUCCCCUCACUGCAAGACAUUUAUAAAACUAGAGUCCUACGCAGAACACACAACCUCAUCAAGGACAGCACACAUCCACAACACUCAUUAUUCACACUCCUACCGUCAGGCAGACGCUACAGGAGUUUGAAGUCCAGGACCACAAGGCUGGCAAACAGCUUUUACCCACAGGCCAUCAGGCUUCUCAACGAAGCACUCGCACACGCCGCACGCAACACACGCACACACUCAUAGCACUUUAUUUAUUUAUUUAUUUAUUUAUAUCUGUAUUAAUGUCUCUUCUGUUGUUGUUGCUUAAUUUAUUGGUAUAUGUGUUUAUGUGUUUGUUUCUUAUGUUCUUAUUCUUUCUUGUGUUUUCUUUCUUUUCUUGGUUUGGUUUAGUUUAUUUGAACAUGAACAUGAAGGUUACAAUGGAAUACAUCUCGUGAAUCAUUUUUUGACAGUUCCACAUGUCCAAAAGGAGUAGGAAGAAGCAAAGCUUAUUUAAUCCUACCCCCCAUCCAUUCUACAUCUAGUACAGUACAUGUAGUUCACUUCCUGGAUUCCAUGUCAUGUUUUCAGUGAUAGUCAGGAUAACACAUAAUAGAUAACGGUGAGAUAACCCUCCCCCCAAAAAAAGAGAGAACAUUCAUAAUAAUGAUAAUAAUGAUGACAAUACUAAAUAAAUAAAUAAGAACAAAGCUUUUUUUUU
Dunckerocampus dactyliophorus (ringed pipefish) is the source of this 1524-nucleotide messenger RNA. It is a transcript of the gene srxn1, whose product is annotated as sulfiredoxin 1 homolog (S. cerevisiae). The transcript is spliced from 3 exons. Gene Ontology annotation, molecular function: sulfiredoxin activity. The record is from RefSeq and is a predicted model, not a curated record. Lineage: Eukaryota; Metazoa; Chordata; Actinopteri; Syngnathiformes; Syngnathidae. Gene Ontology annotation, cellular component: cytoplasm. Gene Ontology annotation, biological process: cellular response to oxidative stress.